GUCAGUGACUCAACAACUCAGAUGAACGAUUUGAGCCAUUUUAGUAUGGAGUUUGGCCAGUUUAUCAGUCACGAUAUACAGAUGAAUGCUUUGUCUAAAGGGCAGUAUAUGUCUAAUCUGAACUGCUGUUCUCGCCUGUUACUUUAUUUUACCAGGCGCAACUGUUUUCCAAUUCCACUACCAUCAAAUGAUCCAUUUUACAACACCUUUAACAGAACUUGUAUGAACUUUGUAAGAGCACUCGAAACAACUAAGUUAGACUGCACACUUGGACAAAGACAACAGUUGAACAUGAAUACCCAUUAUCUGGAUGGUUCUGCUGUUUAUGGUUCUAAUAAAACUACUGCUGAUAGUCUCCGUCAAUUUUCCGGUGGUCGAUUGAAAUCUACAAAUAACCAAUUGCUACCUAAGGACAUACCAAAUGCGUCAUCGUGUAUCUUACCAGCGAAUCCAAAUAUUAAAUGUUUUAAAGCAGGAGAUCCGAGAGUCAAUCAACAACCAGCAUUAAUGGCAUUACAAACAAUUUGGAUGAAAGAACACAAUCGCAUAGCCGACAAACUAACACAACUGAAUAGAUGGAAUGAUGAAAAAGCGUACCAAGAAGCCAGAAAAAUUAUUGGUGCCAUGAUACAACACGUGACAUAUAAUGAAUAUUUACCACAUAUCAUUUGUGACCAACAAAUGAUAGAUCUAGAUUUAAAACCAAAAGCCUCCGGGUAUUUUACUGGCUAUGAUCAAACGACUAAACCCCAGGUUAGGAAUGGUUUCUCCGCUACAGCCUUCAGAUUUGGACAUAGCAUGGUCAGGCAGAGAUUAGCAUAUAAUGGUCCAUUGCAUUCUAAUCAAAGCCCCCUCCUUCAUAAUGAAUUCCUUAAACCAAAUAAGCUGUAUGAUGCGAAAGGUGGUAUAAGUUCUAUAACAAGGGGCUUGUAUGAAGAAUUUUCUCAAAAAGUCGACAGAAAAAUUACCAAGGAACUUACAGAAAGGCUUUUUGAGAGAAGAAAUGGUUUUGGUGGAGAUCUUGCAGCCAUUAACAUACAAAGAGGAAGAGAUCAUGGACUGGCUAGUUAUAACAUUUGGAGGAUUGUCUGCGAGUUGACACCCGCCGAUGACUUUACAGCUGGUGUGAUGGGAGGUUUAGAGCAUCAUUCGACAGUCGAAGCGCUGGCCCUUAAAAACACUUACAGAUCACCAUGGGACAUUGACUUAUUUACCGGUGGUGUAUCAGAAACCCCAAUAUUAGGAGGGAAAGUCGGACCUAUUUUUGCCUGUAUAAUAGGACUACAAUUUCGUGCUUUGAAAUUUGGUGAUCGAUUCUUUUAUGAAAGUCAUACUAACGUAAAGUUUACUCCAACACAGCUGACAGAAAUCAAGAAGGCAACUAUGGCUAGAAUCAUUUGCGAAAAUACCAACAUCAACAGCAUUCCUAGGGACGUUUUCAGGAAGACUUCCUCCAGUAACUCCGAGAAAAGUUGUUCAUCUCUACCGGAAGUGAAUCUUCAGAAAUGGCAGCAUUGUAUUAAUGGUGGAUGGUCUAGUUUUGUAACAAUAAACAGAUGCACAAAAAAGAGAACAUGUAACAGACCUGCACCAAACAGCUGUGGGAGACGAUGUCUGGGGUCACCAAUAGAGUUCACCUGUGGAAGUAUUAGAAACUUAAAAAAAUUAAGGCCGGGUGGUAAUGCAGGUCACCCGUAAAAAUAUAUUGAUAAUUGAUUUAGUGCUGGAUAAAUAAACAUGCUCAGUCAUCACGAUUCACGGUA
This is a messenger RNA of Mytilus californianus (California mussel), 1763 nucleotides long. Its product is annotated as chorion peroxidase-like. Lineage: Eukaryota; Metazoa; Mollusca; Bivalvia; Mytilida; Mytilidae. The coding region runs from base 22 to 1698 and encodes 558 amino acids. Gene Ontology annotation, molecular function: peroxidase activity; heme binding. Gene Ontology annotation, biological process: response to oxidative stress. The record is from RefSeq and is a predicted model, not a curated record. The transcript is spliced from 8 exons.